AUGGUGGGUCGACAUCGUGGGUUUAUCGUCCUUUUGGAAAGGGUGGCACCAGAUAUUUUAACUGUUCACUGCGUGAUUGACAGACAGCAUUUAGUAGAAAAAAAUCUCAGUGAUCGUUUGCAUCAAUCAUUGCAAUAUGCCAUAUCUGCUGUGAACAAAAUUCACAGUAAAUUCAGACGCUUGCUACUAUACACCGAGAUUCACUGGCUUUUCAAAAGCUUCUGUCACAAUAGGUACUGGAAUCUUGUCGACACUGUGCUUGAGUUCCUCAAAAACAGAAAUGUAGCUCUGAGAGACAGAUUGCUAGAAUUUAUGAAAGACUUUGGCUGA
This is a messenger RNA of Parasteatoda tepidariorum (common house spider), 330 nucleotides long. The record is from RefSeq and is a predicted model, not a curated record. Lineage: Eukaryota; Metazoa; Arthropoda; Arachnida; Araneae; Theridiidae.